This is a messenger RNA of Bemisia tabaci, 5908 nucleotides long. RefSeq names its product glutamate decarboxylase (gene Gad1). Gene Ontology annotation, biological process: GABA biosynthetic process. Lineage: Eukaryota; Metazoa; Arthropoda; Insecta; Hemiptera; Aleyrodidae. Gene Ontology annotation, molecular function: pyridoxal phosphate binding; glutamate decarboxylase activity. Gene Ontology annotation, cellular component: cytoplasm. The record is from RefSeq and is a predicted model, not a curated record.
ACAAUGGUGGUGGCCUAGUUUCCAGGCGCAGCCUCCCCGAUCCCCGAGUGGGAGGAACCUCCUCGUCCUUGCCCGGGCUGUCUCCGUCCCUGAAUCCCUGCUUCCCAGUCGCUCCGAGCUCCAUCUCAUCCCGUCCAGCGUACCUCUAGACGUCAUCCAUCCUAUCAUCCUCCAAGAUGAGCGCGUCAGGUAGCAAGUACAAACUCAGCAAGGACACUGCAGACCUCAAAUACACAGAUAUUUUACCGAUCUGUCCUGAGGGUCUGCCAGCGACUCGUGAGUUCCUGUUGAAAGUGGUGGAAAUCCUCCUCGACUACAUCAAGGAUGAGAGCAACCGCGAAGAGAAGAUACUUGAUUUCCAUCAUCCGGCAGACAUGCGCUCCCUCCUCAGCCUCGAAAUCCCAGACAAGGGUGUCACGCUCCAACAACUAGUCGACGACUGUGCAGUUACUCUCAAGUAUCAAGUUAAAACAGGGCAUCCUCGAUUUUUCAACCAGUUAUCAUGCGGACUGGAUUUGGUUUCAAUGGCUGGAGAAUGGUUGACUGCUACUGCCAAUACAAACAUGUUUACAUAUGAAAUUGCUCCCGUUUUCAUACUUAUGGAGAGCGUCAUUCUUGAAAAAAUGAGAGAUAUCAUAGGAUGGAAGGACGGAGACUCUAUUUUGGCUCCCGGUGGCUCGAUAUCAAACUUAUAUGCUUUUUUAGCGGCAAGACAUAAGAUGUUCCCUGGUUACAAGAAGAAUGGUCUCCAUUCUAUCAAAGGUCAUCUGGUUAUGUUCACAUCAGACCAGUGUCAUUAUUCAGUGAGGAGCUGCGCAGCUGUUUGUGGACUUGGUACCGAUAAUUGCGUUGAGGUUCCAUCUGAUAAAAGAGGGCGAAUGAUACCCGCGGAACUGGAGCGACUGGUAAUUGAGAGGAAAUCGAGGGGAGACGUCCCCUUCUUUGUAAAUUGCACCUCUGGCACUACUGUCUUGGGAGCCUUCGAUCCAAUCAACGAAAUAGUAGAUAUCUGCCAAAAAUAUAAGCUCUGGUGUCAUGUUGAUGCAGCCUGGGGAGGCGGAUUGCUGUUCUCGAAGAAAUAUAGGCACCCACGGUUAUCUGGAAUUGAAAGGGUCGACUCAGUGACUUGGAACCCACACAAGCUGAUGGGCACUUUGCUGCAAUGUUCAACAGUCCAUUUCAAAGAACCGGGUCUGCUGAUCAGCUGUAAUCAAAUGAGCGCAGAGUAUUUGUUCAUGCAGGAUAAACUGUACGAUGUGCAGUAUGAUACAGGAGACAAAGUUAUCCAAUGCGGCCGACACAAUGACAUAUUUAAACUUUGGCUUCAAUGGCGGGCUAAGGGGGAUGAAGGAUUUGAAAAACUCAUGGAUCGAUUAAUGGAACUGAGCGAGUACAUGGUCGCUCGUAUAAAAUCUAUGCCGGAUAAAUACUACCUCCUCCUUGAACCAGAGUGUGUGAAUGUUAGUUUCUGGUACAUUCCAACUCGCUUGCGGUCUAUGCAGCACAGUACGGAGCGGGAAGCAAUUUUAGGAAAGAUAACGCCAGUUUUAAAAGGUAGGAUGAUGCAAGCCGGAACUUUGAUGAUAGGAUAUCAGCCGGAGAAGGACACCCCCAAUUUCUUCCGCAACAUUAUUUCAAGUGCUGCUGUGACAGAGAGUGAUAUUGACUUCCUCUUGGCUGAGUUGGACCGCCUUGGUCAUGACCUAUAGUGAGUUUCGCAGUAUACAUGAUAGAUAAAACACAGCAACAAGUUUUAAAUGGUGCUUCGUUGUUAUUGAUUUCUCAAAAGAGUAUUUUUAACAAAAUAAAAAUAAAAAAUUGAAAAAAAUAAUUAACAAUAAGAGAGAAGAUGCAUCAGCCUUGGAGGAUUUUUAUUAAAGGUAGAUUUAGUAUAGAGUUUCAUUAAUGAACCAAGUUUCAAAAAGUGACUCUGAUAACAGCCGAGAUAGCAUUUCUGGCCAAGUUCCCCCUCUUGGAUUUUAUAAUUUUGAAAAUUGGACUCGAGCUCUCCGUUAAAUACUACCAUUUGACAUCAAAUUUCAAAAAAAUGGAUCGAUGCAUGAGCCGAGAUGGUGAUCACCUACCAAACCUACAAAGUAACAAAAAGUCACAGAGACACAAUUUGAUAAGUUUCCUUGAAGAAAACAAUACAAACAAAGCAAUUUCAAAACGUUGGAAUAUUUUGUUGCGGCUGUUCAUGAAAAUACAGGACUUUUAUCGUUCUGAUAGGUCACAAAGCUCGGGAACCGAUCGCUACAGAGUCAGGUUGGGUUAAGUUGGGUCACGCAACUAAACUAACUUAAUGACAAAGCGAGAUGUAUCACUCGAAUGGAAGGCGCCCCACUCCGGAAUAUGUACACCUUAUUUCUACAACUUAUGUCAACUCUUUAGGCUCUUCGUCUUUUUUUGUACACUUUGAAGUAGCCUGCGAAAAAGCAGCUUAUGAAUACUUUGAUGUUGCCAAAUUUCUUCUGAUAAAUACAGGAAAAAAGUGCACCCAACCCACAGAGCUGAUACUAAGAAAACUGUACAUCUCGCGGCAACGUAAAUUUUAGCCUGCUAAUUUAUAUAAAAUUAGUAUAGAUUGCAUUACCGGAUGUAUUGUCGGGUAAUUAAAAAAAAUUUUGAGAAAAUCUUCGACCGUUCCAUUGCUGCAACCCUAUAAUGUUCUAGAACUCAAGUGGUAGGGUGAAGUCAAUACGCGCUCCAUCGGUUGAGCGCUUGAUCGAGGAACAAAGCAGCAAAGUACCUGUCUAAUUAAGUGGUGAUUUCCCACAGAAAAAAAAAAACAAAAAAAAACAAAACAAAACAAAAAAGAGGCUGAUGCAUUUUGCAACUGCUGUUUGGCUUUAAUAUACCUACAUAAAAUGAAUGUAUUUAUUAUUUAGGUACUUAUUUCAUAUUCUUUACAUUAGGUUAGUAGGUCUGUACCUGUUUUUGACAGUCAUGUUUUAUUUGCGAAAGUACUGGGGCUGACAUAGCAUACUGGAGGGAUUGUUUGUUGGAAAAAGUAGAACCCAUGCCCGUAAACAUAUUAUUGUUUCCUGAAAUUGUAAUUUCUAUGCGGCUUUUCGUUCAGCUAGAGAAAGGAGGUCGACUAGAUGAUUGUUAUUUUUUUAAAAGACUGCAAGGUAUGAGCAGCCCUUUCUAAGUGUUAAAAAAUAACGACAAGGACAAAGUCACCGUAAAACCAAGAAAUUGGACAAGAAACUUAUCUUUGACUCAAAUAUUUGAAGGCAAAGUGUAGAAAAUAGCAUUUAUAAGUAUAUGCUUUAGGAAAAAUGUAAUACUACAGAAAUGGUAAGUAGGUACGUAGGUCUUCAGGCUCCUAUCCAAACUAUUAGAAAGAAAAAUAAAAGCCUGAAAGAUAGGUAAGAUGGAUAAAAUUCGAAUUCAAAUUUUUUGGCCAAGCUUGAUUUGUUCUCGCUGAAUUUGUUGAUGAUUGGAAAAAUUUAUUAAAGAAAUUGUUGAUGAAAGUGUCGAUUAAGAGAAUUUAUUUAAGGAGGUAGGUAAGGGUAUUGUUGAAAAUUAUUUUACUAAAAGUUAUUUUACAAGUUACCAUGCACUUCAAAAAAUUUCCCAACCAGUGAUAUGUACUAUUUUAUUUGAGAGCGCUAUUUUUUAUAUUAGAUUUAGAUAUUUAAUUUGAAAUUUGAUUUAUCAAAGAUCUCUGCCCUUUUCGGCAUGUUCAAUUAUUAAGGUAUACUUAAUUUUUCAAGAUGCGGAAUUAUGCACUACGCACAUCAUUUUUCAGAUGACUUCGGGAUGAAAGCUGGAAGACAAUUACACCCUUGACUAGAAUUUUGUUGUUAGAUAAUAAUGAUCAAUGUUUCACUGAGGAGCAUUAAAAAAGAAUUAUUCUCCCUGCAGUUUAAGUAUUUUGAGAGUUUACCCGGAAUUUUAGUGAAGAAAGCAAAAGAGUUAGUGAUCAAUUGUUUUCAGCGGGGCGAUUGUUGAAACUAUUUCUUGCUGUGUCAACACGGUAUCUAAGUAAAAGACAAGGCGGGGCCCUAAUUAGGCAACUUAAUGUACAGUUUUUUGACAUCUUUUCACGCUGGCAUGAGAUUCAACAAUCAGUCUGCAGAUCACAUGAAUAAAUUUACUCUCGAUUCUCCAAAAUGUUUCUAACAAAGCUCGAAUAUUUAUGUUGCAUUGUUACUAAGUAUGUAUAUUAUGUUAAUAAUACGAUAUAUAGUCGCUUUAUUUAAAACCAUUUUUUCUCUUAGUUUUUAUUAGGUGUGCAAGUUGUCAAAUACAAUUGAUUAUUAUUUUUUAGAGGGGGGAGGAAGGGUCCCAAGCAAUUGAGAUAAGGGGUUGUAAAAAGUUCUGGUGCCACUCGGUGGAAGAGCUCGGAUACUUUAUAACACUCAUAAUGAGAGUAGCGGGCUGAUUAUUGAAAUUUAUAGACAAAGAAGACAAACGGGAAAUGAAGCGAUCCUAUUGGUUGAAACGCUUGGCUCUAAUAGACUUAGGGGGGACAUAAUGUACUAACUAUGGAGUCUCAUGAGUUGCCGUUGGUUAGUCUAAUCACUUAUUUUCUUCUCCCAUUGCGACCAUCAGCUUCCGCUAUAAUGUGACCACUUCAAUUUCCCUUUGCCUUUUUUGUUCAGCUCUUCGUCAAUCAAUGUCAAUAAUCUUGUAGUUGGCUAACAUGGUGCCUUGAGUAAGGUUCACGGUUGGCUCUUAUGAAAAAAUUAUUGAAAAAUUGAAGGAAUGAGCUCAGAGCUUUUGUGGACGAGUAAAUUAAUCCUGCGCGAUGAUUUUGGCCGCAGCAUUAAUUUGAGACCUCAAGAGUUUAACAUUUUUCUAGCAAGUAUUAAGGUUAGCCGACGUUUGAUUGCAUACCUAUCGGUGGUUCGGUGUGCUUAGAGACGUAUCGACUGAUCUGCCAUUUAAACCUACAGAAAAGGAUCGAUAAACAUGGGGUGUUUGCAUUAAACACCAAGGUAAUCGAUUCUUUACCAUAGUUUCAAAUGGAGAAAUAUCGAUAAUCGAUCAUUCAGGCUUCGCCACUCUUGCAUAUGAAUGGCUGGCUAAAGUUGAAAAAUACAUACCAUUUGCAAUGUUACAAGUCUUUGCUUACGCUGUUCUUUUCUUUAAGAGAGAGUACAUUCAAUACCUAUUUUUUUUUAAAAUUUCGUAGACAUUUUUAUCACUCAGUCCAAAAUAUUUCUAGAACAUUUUAGGGGAAAAUGUUGGUGUGUUUUCAUUUAAAAUAAAAAGAAUAAUUGGAGGUUUUCAAAUGUUGCAAUGGACACAUUUUUCAACUUUGCCUUCGAUAUCUGCAAGAAACGGGAAUUUUUAAAAUGAAGGGAAGGGGGGGGGGAGGACGGAGGGGAUUUUUAAAAAUGCAAAAUUUCGAUACGAAAAAAACACUGCGAGCCAGAAGUUGCCACGUACAACAUGUAACUGUAUCUCUUUGCAAAGCCUGAAUUUUUACUGAUCCACUCAUUCAUUAGUUUUCCCGUGAAAAAUAAUGUAAAUAUUGAUUUAGAGACUGUUGUAAAUUUAACCUCUUUGAUCCUUCUACCAACUACGUGCAAUAAUUUGGCGAGAGAGACAUAUUAUUUACACUUACAUAUUAAGAAGACUUCUUGGUCUAAAGAUUUAUUUCUCGUAGAGAUGUGAUUCCUGUUACUUGUUUUAGAGAGCAAUUUGAUUCUUGGUCCGUUAAAGGAUUUCUUUUUAUUUAUCUGAACAAGAGGUGCCAAUUAAAUAUAAAACCCUUGCUUGUGUGUCCUCUGUGACAAGAGCUAUGUUUCGAUCUAGGUGUACGCUUAGUUGAUUAUUUUGAUUGACAAAAAAGAAAAAAAGAAAAGAAAAUGAAACGUGGUAACUUGGUCUUUAAAGGACCCUCAUAGCAGUAGCUAAUGGAAUUCAUAAAACAAAAUAAUAGGAAUCAUGAAAA